Molecule: messenger RNA, 1893 nt
Organism: Apiotrichum porosum
Lineage: Eukaryota; Fungi; Basidiomycota; Tremellomycetes; Trichosporonales; Trichosporonaceae
Gene: RPL39
Product: 60S ribosomal protein L39
Exons: 11
Coding region: 1-1893 (630 amino acids)
Biological process (GO): translation
Cellular component (GO): cytosolic large ribosomal subunit; ribosome
Molecular function (GO): structural constituent of ribosome
Source: RefSeq, a predicted model, not a curated record
AUGAGGUGGUUACUCGCCCUGGCCUUGUGCCUUUCUGUCUGCGUCCCCUUUGGCGACCUCUUCCGCGUCUCGCUGCAGCUCGCUGUCUUGCCGCGCAAGGAGUCUCUCCUUCUCUCUGUCCACGCCACUGCCCCCACUGCAACCUCGUCCCCAUUCCUUCGCGGCUCAGCCUCGCCAACAGUCUUCGGCACCACUGUUUCGACCCCCACCACCUCGCCUUCCCCAUCCUCGCAGCCUUCUCAAACCACCGACCCAGCCACCCUCCUCGCCGAGCCUCCCCACCCUCAGCACCUGGAGGCUGGUGCUGGCGUCGACCACCUCGACCUGCGUCUGGCCACAGCCGACGUGCUGGCCCAAACGGCCGCCGACUGGUUUGGCCAUGUGGCCGACGUGAACGACCCGGCUGAGUAUGUGGAGAACAUGCUGCAGCCUGGUCAACACGCCGACCACAUUGACCUCGCCGCGCUCGCCCGGUACCUCGGUCGAGCCAUCCGUAUCCUCCACCUGGAUGGAUCGUCGGUCACGCUCGACCCCACGGUCUACUCUGGUACGCCGUACACCAUCACCGUCGGCGUCCAGCAGCAGCAGCAACAGGACCUUCACAUUCCGUCCACCGGCUUCGCGGGUCCGGCCAUUGUCCUCGGCUACCUGCCCGAGGUCGACGACCACGCUGGCCUGCGUGCCCCCAACUUUGAGGCCGCGGACGAGGACGACGAGUUUGACACGGCCGACGCCGACGCCCAGGAGGACAAGGUCGACGACCUCGGUGUGCCCGUUGAGGACACCCUUCCCGUUUUCCGCCACUGGUGGAACGAGCGUGCCCAGUCUGUGGCAUACGUGCCCAAGCAGGCCACGCUCAAGGAGCGUCUCGGUCGCGUCAUGGCCGCGGCUCACGAGCCCGGUAUGACAGACCUCUUCCACGGCGUGACCUCGCUCCUCUCCGUGGACGACGUCCUUCCGCUUCUUGUCCUCGGCACCGCGCCCGAGGUGCUGGACAUUCUCGUUUCCGACUCGCCCCCCACUGCUGUCCAGAUUGGUUGUCUCCAGACGGCCAAAAUGAACAGCACUUGGGGUUCGUACAUCAAGGCUUUGUCGUCCAAGGAUGGCUCGUUAGCCCUGUACGCCGGCACCGCCGCCGCGCUGCCAGAGGUGGGACCAGCACCGCUCUUCAACGUGCUCGCGCGCGCCAACAUCAAGGCCGGCGGCAAGAAGGAGGAUGUUACCAUGCACCCCUUCUUCCGCAUGGAUGCUCGUGCUCUCCCCGCCCGUCGCUCGGCCCUCGGCAUCACCGGCCGUGUGUUGGGCCAGUAUGUGGAAGCUCUGCUCCACUUCUGGCUGGACACAUUUGUCGAGAAGAAGGGUGUCGUUUGGCCUGACCGCCACCACCGCGGCACGAACAAGGUCAACCCGCUCAAGCAGGCCGUCCGGGACAUGAAUCCCUCGACCCCUGCCGAGCAACGCGCGCGUUUUCUCCAGCGGGACCGCAUCAUCCAACGCCUCCGGGACUUCCGUAGGAACCACCCCGAGGUCCAGCACGAGCGCGACCAGGUAGUGCGCGAGAAGCGCAAGUCUAUGCUCGAGUCGCUGCCCAAGACCGAGCAGGACGACAUCAACGAGCGCUACCGCGUCCGGCGUCUUCUUCGCGUCAAGCGCAAGCUCGGCCCGGACCGCCAUGACGAGGCUCUGUGGACGACCUGCGACCCCCAGUCGUGGCGCAAGAAGCCCUGGUCUACAGGCCUGCCGUCCCAGAAGACCUUCCUCAUCAAGCAGAAGCUCGCCAAGAAGGCCCGCCAGAACCGCCCUAUCCCCCAGUGGUUCCGUCUUAAGACCGACACCAAGAUCCAGUACAACGCCAAGCGUCGUCACUGGCGCCGCACCAAGCUCAACCUCUAA